GUCGGUUGUGUUAUUACACAACAGCUCUGUCACCCAAUGUUGUCACAUUUCUUCGUUCACGGGAUACCCUUUAACUUAUGAGAGGAAAUUCCUACGCAUGAUUCUAGACUAAAACCCAACCUAGCGCCAUAGCCUGAUGACUUUCUGAGGAUCAUUUCAGAUUAGUGAUGGUGGAAGAGGAUGGUUGCAAUUCUUGUUUGACAGCUCUCGGGGCUCUGCGAGUUUCCCUCGUUGACCAACUGGAAGGACGGAUUGACUCUCUGCUGGAAAUCUUAGUAGGUCGUGAACUGUUCACCCGUGAUGACCGCGAGGAGGUAUUGUGUAAGCUGGGGGCCCGGGCCAGAGUGAGGACGGUGUUGGAUAUCCUGACCUGUAAAGGCGAGGAAGCAGCUAAGGUUUUCCUCUCAAUCAGCCGUCUCCAGCAAGAGACACAGACGCACCCCCAGGAAGGAAGCACAGAUCAGUCCGUAGAGUAUAACAAAGUCAAACAAAAGCAUAAAGAUGUCCUCACCCGUCGGAGUGAGAGCAUGCUCUUCUACAACACUCGUCACGGAGAGAAAAUCCUUUUUUCCGAUCAUUAUGUCAAUCUGUUGCUGGCCGACGGACACCAGGGCUUGGAGAAAAAAAGACACGAGGUGCUGACGUUCGGACAAAAGCGACUAUCUUUGCAGCAGAAGUCAGCGGUGAAGCAGAAAAUCUCCCCAGCCGAACUCUUUUCAAGUGCGCAUGGAAAUAGGCCUGUCAAGAAGGUUCUGGUGUCCGGGGUGGCCGGCAUUGGGAAAACCAUCCUUGUGCAGAAAAUGCUGUUUGAUUUUGGGAGGAACAAGAGCCAUCUUGGAUUUGACUUCAUCUUUCACAUGACCUUCAGAGAUCUGAAUCUGAUUGACAAGACUGUAAACUUCCGUGAGCUGGUCUUGCGUAAAAACAGGCACCUCGCUAAGGAAUUGGAUAACAUUUUAGCGAAUGAGCACAAACUGCUGAUCAUCUUAGACGGCUUCGAUGAGUUCAGACACUACAGGAGCUGCGACGUCGAGACGUUUGUGACGGAGCCAGAGGAAGUGGGAGAGGUGGUGGAGGUCUUCGGGAGUCUGAUGCACGGUGAGCUGCUUCCCAACGCCUCUGUCUUGCUCACAAGCCGACCAGCAGCCAUCAGCCACAUCCCCGUGGGCUGUAUCGACCGCUUCGUGCUCAUCGCUGGCUUCUCCUUGACUGAAGUUCAAGACUUCUUCUUCCGUUAUUUCCAGGACCGUGCCAUAGCUGAGAGCACCUUUGCAGUGGUGUCGGCCAAUGAGCUAAUGCUGACGCUGUGCUACAUACCUGCAUUCUGCUACAUUGUCUGCUGCAUCCUUAGAGAGAGCAAAGACCUCUGUGAAGAGAAACCCAAAACCAUGACCGACAUUUAUGUGCAGUACCUGGUGGCCUUGCUUCGCUCUCAUACUCAAGCGAGAGCCGAACCCUUCGGCCGGGAUCAAGGAGCAAUGGCCGCUCAGCCGCUGUCCGAUGUCGUGCUGAAGCUGGGACGGUUGGCCUUCCAAAAGUUGCUGGGGCAUCAAACUCUGUUCUACGGCAGCGACGGAGAUGUCGCAGCGUUGGUGGGAUGCAGCCUCGUUAGCACCUUUCUGGACAAGACAGUCUCACAAGAGCCCGGCUGCACGGAGGAGGUUUACUCCUUCGCGCACCUCACUGUUCAAGAGUUCUUCGCUGCGGUUUAUUAUGCAGUGACGGAUGACCCUUUGCCCGAAGUUCUUCAACACGGCGCAGAUCUUGCGGAGGGAUCCAACAACGGACAUUUGGACCUGUUCAACCGCUUCCUUUCUGGAAUCCUCUCUGAACGCAACGCUAACCUUCUCUCAAGGCAGGUGGGGCUGUGUUGCCAGAAGGACAAAGUGGACAACUAUCGACAGAGGAUCAUCAGAGAGCUAACAACGGUCUGUGAGAGUGGGGCCCAUAUCCUAAACCAUUUACACUGUCUGUUUGAACAGCAGGACCCCUCUCUGGCCCUCAGCGUGCAGCCAAAGACGCUGCAAGUGAAUGUCAGCGACGAAACACUCUCCCAAAUGGAUUACAAUGCCAUCAAGUACUUCCUGAACCUUACAAAAGGUGAAAUAUCUGAGCUGGAUCUGACGGGCACAGGAGUAAGCUGUGAGGCGCUUCGAGACAUUCAGCCCCUGCUGCUCAGAUGUAACAAACUGUGGCUUGGAGAAAACAACCUUGAUAUGAACACAGCUCAUGUCAUUGCGGAUGUGCUGCACGUGUCAGAAAGUAUAACCCACCUUGGUCUUGGAUGGUCAGACAUCGGCGAUGAUGAACUACUGGCUAUUUCUAGUGCCAUAGGGGUAAAAGGAAAACUACAAGAGCUGUGGAUGGAGGGAAACCGAGUUAGCUACAAAGGACUGUUGUCACUCAGUGACUUGACCCCAAACCCUCUGAAAACAAUUGUAGCCAUAUGGAAUGACUUGACUGACACAGAUCCAUACUUUUUUUGCCCCCAAGAAAGCAUAACUGUGAGUUUUACAGAAGAUGGUAUGUGGACGGCGUGGGGAGAAUGGGUCUUCAAACGGUGCGAGGUCAGCAGCAAUGAGAAGUUACUGAUGGUACUCCGCAAAGUGUGCAACAUAUCAGUCCACUGCUUAGAGGUCCAGUGGGCAAAGACUUUCUACCAGCAACUAUCACAGCUCAUCAGGCAAAGGAUUGAGUGCUGCACUGAGGACGACAUGAGCAGGAAGCUCAAAAAGUUUGAACAGAUGUUGAAUCACUAACAGUCAAAUGACUUCUGAUCCUUUGGGUUAUAAGCUAGUACAUAAGUAAUCAUAUUCGAAAAAAAAUUGAUGGGUUAAGAAGAAGGACGAGAAUGAAAAAGGAUCAUGGCCAGUACGGGGAUCGAACCCGCGACCUUGGCGUUAUUAGCACCACGCUCUAACCAACUGAGCUAACCGGCCACGUGAUGCAUUCCGUCGACUAUAUUUAUAUUAAUAUUCCUGUUAGAUCACAACUUAAAUUAACUGUAUUCAUUGGACACUAUUUUUGUGCUAUAUAUACUACCAUAUAUUAUUUUGUGUUUACUUUAAAUAAGUAUUAAUUCUCAUUUAUAUUCGAGUAAAUUCCUUUCGCUUCCCUCCUAAUGCAUGUAAUGUCUUGACUUUAUUUAAGAAAAAUGUAAUGCCUGUGACUUGUGCACAAUUUGCAAUAAAAUGUGGAAACUUGCAUUCAAA
Messenger RNA from Gasterosteus aculeatus aculeatus (three-spined stickleback), 3212 nucleotides. RefSeq names its product NACHT, LRR and PYD domains-containing protein 3. Gene Ontology annotation, biological process: regulation of apoptotic process. Gene Ontology annotation, cellular component: cytoplasm. The record is from RefSeq and is a predicted model, not a curated record. NCBI's taxonomy places the organism in Eukaryota, Metazoa, Chordata, Actinopteri, Perciformes, Gasterosteidae.